This is a messenger RNA of Aethina tumida (small hive beetle), 2578 nucleotides long. RefSeq names its product acetylcholinesterase-like. Gene Ontology annotation, molecular function: acetylcholinesterase activity. Gene Ontology annotation, biological process: acetylcholine catabolic process; choline metabolic process. NCBI's taxonomy places the organism in Eukaryota, Metazoa, Arthropoda, Insecta, Coleoptera, Nitidulidae. The transcript is spliced from 7 exons. Bases 274 to 2223 code for a protein of 649 amino acids. Gene Ontology annotation, cellular component: plasma membrane. The record is from RefSeq and is a predicted model, not a curated record.
CGAGCCUCCUGAACUCACUAACUCACUCACUUAUUUGCCUAUCAUGUAUGGUAGACCUGGUAUUUGUUGGUGAUUGCUUGUGUGCUGUGACUUUAGACACUUGAAUUUUUGGAAAAGUCAACUGGGAAGCUGAUGUGUUUUGAAAUUUAACAAAUGUCAAUAGUUUAUUGAUUGGGGUUUUGGGCUUCUAAAUACAGCAGCCCUCAUCUAGCAAACAAAUAUGCCACCACACGUUCCAUAUUGUUGACAAUUAUUAUUUCCUCUCUUGAAGCAAUGUCGGCGGUACCGUGGAGCGCAUGGCUGCUGGUCGGCAUCCUGGUGCCGGGAUGUGUCCCGACGCCGCACCGCGGCCGUCACCAUUCGCCGGAGCCGCACGCCGAGGCCUACCACAUGUCGCGCGACCCCUUCGACCCCCACCGCGAUUCCGAGGAGUUCCGCAGAGACGCUCCCGACGACAAGCGCGAGUUCACGCGCCGCGACUCCGACGACGAUCCCCUCGUCGUGCAGCUCAAAAAGGGCAAGAUCAGAGGCGUUACGGUGACGGCGGCGACCGGCAAGAAGGUCGACGCCUGGAUGGGUAUUCCGUACGCGCAGAAACCUGUCGGAAACCUAAGAUUUCGCCAUCCCAGACCCGUGGAGAAAUGGGAGGGCAUAUUAAAUACCACGACGCAGCCAAACUCCUGCGUUCAAAUCAUUGACACCGUCUUCGGUGAUUUCCCGGGUGCCACCAUGUGGAACCCGAACACACCUCUGAGCGAGGACUGCCUCUACAUAAACGUGGUGGUGCCGAAGCCGAGGCCCGUGAACGCCGCAGUGUUAGUUUGGGUGUUCGGAGGCGGUUUCUACUCGGGCACAAACACUCUAGACGUGUACGAUCACAAUAUUAUAGUAUCUGAGGAGAACAUUAUUUUAGUGUCGAUGCAGUAUCGGCUCGCCUCGUUGGGUUUCCUGUAUUUCGGAACGUCCGACGUGCCGGGCAACGCGGGUAUGUUCGACCAGAUGAUGGCCCUGCAGUGGAUUCGUGACAAUAUUGCAGCCUUUGGCGGCAACCCUAAUAACAUCACGCUUUUCGGUGAAUCGGCUGGUGCUGUAUCUGUAUCGCUUCAUCUGCUUUCUCCACUAUCGAGGAAUUUGUUCUCGCAAGCCAUUAUGGAGUCUGGCAGUGCCACAGCACCUUGGGCGAUCAUAUCCAGGGAAGAAAGUUUGUUGAGAGGGCUUCGUCUGGCUGAAGCUGUGGGCUGUCCCCACGAAAAGAGCGAUCUAAGCGCCGCAAUAGAAUGUCUUAAAAAGAAAGACCCCAUAGAAUUGGUGAAUAACGAAUGGGGCACCUUAGGUAUUUGUGAGUUUCCUUUUGUACCAGUCAUAGAUGGAGCCUUUUUGGAUGAGCAUCCGGUGCGGGCUUUGGCCAAUAAAAACUUCAAGAAAACCAACAUCCUCAUGGGAUCCAACACGGAAGAAGGCUACUAUUUCAUACUUUACUAUUUAACUGAGCUGUUCAGAAAAGAAGAAAACGUCUACGUUAACCGCCAGGAGUUCCUUCAAGCAGUAAAAGAACUCAACCCCUAUGUGAAUGCGGUCGCCAGACAAGCCAUCGUCUUCGAAUACACCGACUGGCUGAACCCUGACGACGCGGUGGCCAACAGAAACGCUCUCGACAAAAUGGUCGGGGACUAUCACUUCACCUGCAACGUGAACGAUUUCGCACACAGAUAUGCAGAAACCGGCAACAAUGUUUACAUGUACUACUACAAACACCGAACGGUAAAUAAUCCGUGGCCGUCGUGGACCGGUGUGAUGCACGCGGAUGAAAUAAAUUAUGUGUUCGGAGAGCCCCUUAACCCCACAAAGAGUUACACCGCACAGGAAGUGGACUUGAGUAAGCGGAUUAUGAGAUAUUGGGCGAACUUCGCUAAAACUGGUAAUCCAAGUUUGUCACCCAAUGGAGUAUGGACGCCUACCUUCUGGCCUCUGCACACUGCCUAUGGAAGAGAGUAUUUGACAUUAGACGUGAAUUCCACAGCCACAGGACGUGGACCAAGGUUAAAGCAGUGCGCCUUCUGGAAGAAAUACCUACCUCAGCUUCAACAACUAUCAGUGGAACUACAAAAUCAACCGUCAAAGAAGGAUUGCACCAACAGCUCAAGAUCUCUCCGCUCCAAUUGGAGCGUGCUGAUUCUAGUGCUAGCUGCACUGGUAGGAAUGAGACGUACACCUUUACAAUAAUCACCGAUUAGAAGAAAAAUUUACCUUAAGGCGCUGUAGACAAGCGCCAAUAUCUAGUAUUUGUCUGGAAGAUCAAUUAUGAAAAAAAUUGUCUUGGAAUGGAUUAGACUUCUGCUUUUUGCUGCGUAGAAACAACAUGUACUGCUUUGAUAUACAGGGUGUGUUGCGGGAUUAGGUGACUUAUUUGAAACGGAAGAGAUGUUGUAAAGUGAAUAUUUUCAAAUGAGCCCCUAUUUUCCCUGUAAUAUCUUUGAAUGUAGGCUAAAAUAUGACAACUAGAUUAAUAGAUGUAAGCUUUCUAUAAUCUUUUAUAUGGGUUUAAUUUUUAAACUUAAGACAUGUACAAAUAACUCAA